Fraxinus pennsylvanica is the source of this 705-nucleotide messenger RNA. The record is from the annotation of a GenBank genome assembly. Lineage: Eukaryota; Viridiplantae; Streptophyta; Magnoliopsida; Lamiales; Oleaceae.
AUGAAGAUCCCAUUUUGUCUGAUUUUCAUCUUCUUCCCAGCAAUAAUAUCAGCAGCAGAUGUAUUUCCAGGUUCAACACUUCAUGCAUCUAAUUCAGAAAAUUCACGGGAUUCCCCAAACAAAACCUUCAUACUUUCCUUCAUUCAGGAAGCUGAAAACACCUACUUUGCUGCAAUAAUAUACAAUGGAAUUCCCGUUUGGAAAGCUGGUGGAGAUCCAGGUGGUGCUGUAAAUUCCUCCGCCGCCCUCCGCUUCCUCCCCGACGGAAACCUUCAGCUCGUCUACACCUCGACAGGUUUUCUGGUCUGGCAGUCGAAUACCGCUGGACGAGAAGUCUCCACGGGUAAACUUGAUGAUUCGGGCAACUUCAUACUCCGAAAUGGAAGUAUUCAAAUAUGGACAACCUUCGAUAAUCCUUCUGAUACAAUUCUCCCAGGGCAAAACUUUACUGUCAACCAUGUUUUGCGAUCGGAUUAUAUUCGUUUCGCCUCUAACACGAACUUGACUUCUCCGAGCUUAGUCCUUCAACAACCAGUUGGGAUCUUUUCACUUUUUGACCCAAUGCUUUCGAGUCCAUUGACUAUGGCUCGUAGCAGUGAUUAUGGUGAAGUUACUGAUGAUUCUAUUCGGUUCGUGAAGUUGGAGAGUGAUGGGAAUUUGAGAACUUAUAGCUCUGCUAGGAUUAACGGAAGUGGAAACUGUUAG